AUGGGAAGAACGCGACCACCCUCGACGCGGCGUGUCAAGACUUCAAAAUUGCGACCCGGACGUCCACCGCUUCUGUCGACCAACGACAAAGCCACAACAGCAAGCGGAGGAACAAGACCACAUCAGCACCAGUCUCAAUCGCACUCCCAAUCAUCCCGACACACGCGAAGCAUCAUCCGCGCACACCAUGUUCUUCAGAAGCAGCUGGCGCGUGCGAAAGCUUCCGACGACGAGACGCAAAUCGCCGAACUGGAGCGUCAACUCGCCGAGGCCGGCGGCCUGAGGACGUACCAGCUGGCCAGCACGGUCGGGCAGAGCGCCAGCCGCGGAGGAGACUCCAGCCGCGUGCUGGUCGAGUGGAUGCGCGACGAGAUCGAGCCUCGCCGACAGAGCCUUAAGGCGAAAGCGAAAGAGAAAAAGGGUGGUGAGCCGCAACGAAUCGAUCCACUCCACAUCCUCGAAGUCGGAGCGCUCAGCACGCAGAACGCGCUCAACAUCCCGGGCGUGACGAGCGUCCGACGCAUCGACCUGCGCUCCUCUGGCGUCGGAAUCGAAGAGUGUGAUUUCAUGGACUUUCCGACGCCGAGCGCGGCGGACGGGUCGGGCGAGUGGCUGGGUCGGCGCGGCUACGACGUGCUGAGUCUCAGCCUUGUGUUGAACUAUGUUCCGGACGCCAAAGGUCGCGGGGAUAUGUUGAGAAGGACGACCGAGUUUCUGAGUGAACGGCCUACAAGGUCUACGAAAGAGGCAGAUGAGCAAGCUGAGGCCGAAGUGGUCAACCAACCACUGGUUCCAUCGCUCUUUCUUGUCCUCCCGGCCCCUUGCUUGCACAAUUCCCGAUAUCUGACGCCCAGGUACCUCGAAUUGAUCAUGUCAUCCUUGGGGUAUUCUCUCGCGAACCAUAAAACCACACAGAAGCUGUACUAUAGCCUGUGGCACUACGAUUUCACGAAACGAGAGGAGUCGCGCAAUCAAUGGCGGCGGACACCAUUUCCGAAGAAAGAAAUCAACCCUGGAGGAGGCAGGAAUAACUUCUGUAUUGUUGUCGAUCAUGAUGCGUAG
Exophiala bonariae is the source of this 1062-nucleotide messenger RNA. RefSeq lists its product as uncharacterized. Lineage: Eukaryota; Fungi; Ascomycota; Eurotiomycetes; Chaetothyriales; Herpotrichiellaceae. The coding region runs from base 1 to 1062 and encodes 353 amino acids. The transcript has a single exon. Gene Ontology annotation, cellular component: nucleolus. The record is from RefSeq and is a predicted model, not a curated record. Gene Ontology annotation, molecular function: rRNA (adenine) methyltransferase activity.